AUGGGGGAGGACGGUGCUAAGGAUGUUGGGCCCGGAAUAAAGCCCGAUGUCAACUCUCAAGAUUCAAAUGUUUCUAGUUCAGCGGGCCAAUACGCACUUCAGCCUGCUAGUAAUCAAGCGAGCAAUGGGGCAGGGUCGUCCAAGAACAACCAAUCCCCCAGGACGGGCCCGCAAGCCUCCCAGUCCAGAAACUUCGAGUUCGUGCUAGUUACGGAUAAUGAGUCUCGGCGUCAGGUACGCCGUCAUGCUAUGCGUCAAUAUAUGCAUCAGCGGCGCUUGGACAGCAUUGCCCGCCUAGGGGCAUCUCGUAUACCUGUUGGUGGUUGGACCACCCGUCCUCCCUCCGAUACCCAUGUAUCAGACACCUCUUCCCGCGUGGAAGAGGUGCAAGAGGAGACUUAUGCAAAUGUCAAGGCAGAAUCUCCGACUAAGACCGAAGAUCAAAAUAACACCGAACAUAUUAGAAGACCCUCACGGUUGCUGAUACCAAAACUGCACAAGGUUAAACGUGAAGAGGAGACUUCUCCUCCGAUUGCUGAACUCGCGACAUCUGACCCUCGCGCGUCUCCUGGGGAAGGAGGCAGGCGAGAUCCCUUUAGCUGCUACCCGAUCUCGGUUAGCCAUGUGGAUCAUGAACUGAUCCAGCACUCGGAUGUCCAGGCUCUCUUAGGGGUUCUAUUCUAUGAUAUGGUUGGGGGCUUACAAUUUCAAGUUGUGGUGACUUAUCCGUCCAUGAUGUAUAAAUUCGCCGAGUCCAUUGCGAACAAUCCAUUGAUGGAGAUAUUCCGACAAUUCGCAUUACAUGAUGAACUUCCUUUUCAAGCUAUGCUUGCCAUUGCCUCCAAGCAUCGUGCGGGUGUGGAAGGAAAGGCGGAAUCUGUCCAGAGUCUCACCCACAAAAUGCGAGCGCUGCGACUAAUGAAUGAGCGUAUCCAAGCAGACUCGAUGGGUCAUCAUGAUGGGACUAUAUACGCUGUUGCUACUAUGGCAGUUAUCGAGAAAUGGUCGAAAGAUGCCUCAAUAGAACGGAUGCACUUCAGGGGCUUAUCGUCAAUGAUCAGAAAUCGAGGAGGGAUGCAAGGAAUGCGAGCCUCGAGCCCUUUCCUGGAGAAAGUCUUAUACUGGGUUGACUUCAGUUGCGCUCCAAAGGCGAUAUAUGGUACUUCGCUGCCUUGGUCUGGAACCUUACCGGACAGUCCUCCCGCUGGACUUGAUUUUGUCGACGCCGACAUUCAUUUUGCUAUCCCCCAUCAUUUCGCAACAGAAGAAGGUGCAGAAAGCCUCUGUGACCAACUCCGGGCAUGUGAGGAUUUCUUAAGAUUUUUUCGCCGCCUUCAUGAACUGGAAUACACUGCACUUGAGUCACCUUCUAUCAUGGUAUCUAGCAAUGCCGGUCACCGCAACAAGCGCUUUGGCCCCGGCACUCAGUUAUAUUCGAUCCUCACUAUGCUCCCAGACUACGACCAUGGGAUCCGCGAUGUGCGGUUCAUUGACGAAUUCACAUGCAUGUCAUGUCUCUUCUUCCUCGCUGUUGCGUUAUACGAUUGCUACUCAACAUCCUCCAACUUCGACCGGUACCUUGACUGGCUGGACCUGGAGAUAAAAAGGCUCAAUCCUUAUACGAACCCCAGUAUUACCUCUGUAUUAUGGCUUUUCCUCAACAACGGUGGCUAUUCAAACGGCCAUGCUGGCGAUGCAGGAGAGAGAUGCUGGAUCGUCUCCCGAAUGAUCCGCAUCGCCAAACGUCUGGAAUGGAAACGCCACGGGACAAGCUGGGACCGUCUCCGACAAGUUUUGAUAGAUUUUAUUCUAACACAGCAAGAAUGCGCCCUUGGAACAGAUCAAGUCAAUGAAGAAGCCCUCGCGGCUCGACAGCAGAAGCGCCGGCGAUCGGCUGAAUACUUUUGGAGUGAGGACGAAAUGCGCGAAGAUAUUCUGGACUUUGAUCUCAGAUCUUUCACCCCAUAUUCAGAGACAAAUGUACCAAUCCUUACAUGA
Aspergillus nomiae NRRL 13137 is the source of this 1998-nucleotide messenger RNA. RefSeq lists its product as uncharacterized. Lineage: Eukaryota; Fungi; Ascomycota; Eurotiomycetes; Eurotiales; Aspergillaceae. The transcript has 4 exons. The coding region runs from base 1 to 1998 and encodes 665 amino acids. The record is from RefSeq and is a predicted model, not a curated record.